GUACGGAAUCCGCCGAACGCAAAGGCAACCGCACGGAGGACAAGUUCAUGGCUCUGUUGAGGAGUAUGGCAAUCUGGCCUCCACAGUCCUACAGCGAGGCCAACUGGAAGCUUGCUUUGAAGGUUGGCGAGACGAAGACGCUGGGAUUCUCCAGCCCACUAUGGACAAACACCGACUUGCUCAACGAAGCAUCGGCUGUUGAUACCAUUGAGGAUGCCAAGUAUAAGGAAUUCAUCACGGAGCCCUUCAAGCGAAUUCGCAUGUGCGUCGGAAGCCCGGAAUCCAACUGCGUGGAGCACGUCUUCUCCACCACGUACGACAGCGCCAGGGCCCUUUUCAGUGCCGGGUACAUUCGAGACGAAAAGGUGGACAAGGAUGGCAUUCUGAGCAGCUUCGGCCCCCCAGAAGGCACGUACCGGGAUUGCCCCAUGCAGAGGCCCGGCUUCAACAUCGAGUGCAGGGACGGCAACAAAGCUCGGUGGGGUUUCUGCGCGAACUGCAAGAAUCAGCCUUGCCAGAACGAAGACGCCGACGAUGCGGACGCCGCCAUCGGCAUCGGAAUCGCGGGACAGGCCACGGCCAACUGGAAGCUUGCUUUGAAGGUCGGCGAGACGAAGACGCUGGGAUUCUCCAGCCCACUCUGGACCAACACCGCCUUGCUCAACGAAGCAUCGGCUGUUGAUACCAUUGAGGAUGCCAAGUACAAGGAAUUCAUCACGGAGCCCUUCAAGCGAAUUCGCAUGUGCGUCGGAAGCGCAGAGUCCAACUGCGUGGAGCACGUCUUCUCCCAGAAGUACGAAAGCGCAAGGGCUCUUUUUAGUGCCGGUUACAUUCGAGACGAGAAGGUGGACAAAGAUGGCAUUCUGAGCAGCUUCGGCCCCGUCAAAGGCUCGUACCGGGAGUGCCCGAUGCAGAGGCCUGGCUUCAACAUCGAGUGCAAGGACGGCAACAAAGCUCGGUGGGGUUUCUGCGCAAACUGCCCAAGCCAGCCGUGCCAAAACGCUGAUAGCAGCGAUGCGGACGCUGCUAUCGGCAUUGGAAUCGCGGGACAGAAAACGGACACUGAGCUUGGAGCAGGUUGGACCGCGUAUUUCGCUCCAGGUGAUGGCAAGUGCAGUGCCACCAGCAAGACCUUCAAGCCAGUGUGGCUUUGGGUCGACAGCCUCGUGAAUUGGAAGCUUGCGUUGAAGGUCGGCGAGACGUCCUCGCUGGGAUUCUCCAGCCCACUCUGGACCAACACCGCCUUGCUCAACGAAGCAUCGCCGGUGGGCGAGAUGAAGGAUGCUAAGUACAGCCAGUUUAACACGGAGCCCUUCAAGCGAAUCCGCAUGUGCGUCGGAAGCCCGGAGUCCAACUGCGUGACCCACGUCUUCUCCCAAAGGUACGACAGCGCCAAGGCGCUUUUCAGUGCCGGUUACAUUCGAGACGAAAGCGUGGACAAGGACGGCUUGCUGAGCAGCUUCGGCCCCGUCAAAGGCUCGUACCGGGAUUGCCCGAUGCAGAGGCCUGGCUUCAACAUCGAGUGCAGAGACGGCAACAAAGCUCGGUGGGGUUUCUGCGCGAACUGCAAGAAUCAGCGUUGCCAAAGCGACGACGACGACGAUGCGGAUGCCACGAUCGGCAUUGGGCUCGCGGGACAGGGAAUGGACACGGAGCUUGGGGCAGGUUGGACCAAGUACUUCACCUCCACGAGCACCAGCUGCAACGGCGGCGCGACCUCCAAAUCCGUGUGGCUCUGGGUCCCUGCAAGGCAAGUUGAGGUUCAUGAACUAUGCGCUCAGCUUCAACAAAUUGCUGUAGACUCUGAGCAGAUGGCAGGGCAAGAGUAG
Molecule: messenger RNA, 1829 nt
Organism: Symbiodinium necroappetens
Lineage: Eukaryota; Dinophyceae; Suessiales; Symbiodiniaceae
Source: the annotation of a GenBank genome assembly